This is a messenger RNA of Diachasmimorpha longicaudata, 3340 nucleotides long. It is a transcript of the gene HisCl1, whose product is annotated as glycine receptor subunit alpha-2. Gene Ontology annotation, cellular component: plasma membrane; synapse; neuron projection. Lineage: Eukaryota; Metazoa; Arthropoda; Insecta; Hymenoptera; Braconidae. The coding region runs from base 1466 to 2848 and encodes 460 amino acids. The record is from RefSeq and is a predicted model, not a curated record. Gene Ontology annotation, biological process: chemical synaptic transmission; chloride transmembrane transport; nervous system process. Gene Ontology annotation, molecular function: chloride channel activity; transmembrane signaling receptor activity; excitatory extracellular ligand-gated monoatomic ion channel activity. The transcript has 9 exons.
AAAUGAUGGGAAAUAAUGGUCCUCCUUUGUCGCCAGAAUGGUAAUUUUUUUUCUCCUCUCUCUCAUGAAUAUUAAAUCAAUUUCUCUCUCUUGGAAAAUGAGAGAGCCCAGCUGGGCUUUCCCUAUCCCUUCGUUGUGUGACGAAAUCUCAUUAAAGGGGACUAACAAGAGGUGUUAGACAAACACAACUACUAGCCUACAUUUAUAAAACUCCGAUGCGAUUUUGUACCAACGUGGCUUGACACGCGAAACCCAUCGUCUCCUCUCAUUCUAGGGUUCUUUUUUUUCCAACAUUAUUUUUUUUUUAUUUUUAUCUCGCUCUCUUGUCUAAACACCACGACGUAACACUCUGGUGGAGGAAUGAGGGAGUGGGAUUGAGCGGGAGGUGGAGGAAUGAGGGACUGAACGAGAACAGUGAGUGAGUGAAAUAGAAGACGAGGCUUUAAUCAGUUAGUCGAUAGACAAAUUGGGUUAGUGUAGUCGACCAUGGGCACUGAUAGGUGGGCUGUUGAGGAGACAGAGUCAAGUCGAUGUUGAGUUAUGGCUGGUGGAUGAGAGGUGGUACAAAUAACAAAUUUCAAGUCUCAAUUUGAGAGAUGCGAGACUUUAUUAUUUUAUCUUAAGUUGUUUGAGAUUCUUCUAUGGAUUAAUCAAUUGCUCAAUGACGUUGACACAACGUUGGGAUUAUUUUGUGCAUUCGUAUUUCAUAAGUAAAUUCUGCAGUGCAGUGGUGAAGAAGCAAAUCAAUUGAAAUCAAUUUGAGAAAUAUGGAAGGAUUAUUUUGCUGAUAUUUUGCAAAGCAGUGGAUAGUGUAUAUCAUGAAAUAUCGUAUGAAGGGGCUCUCAUUAAUUUUUUAAAAUCCCAAUUAGUACCUAAAAUCACUCUGGAGUCAUCGAAGAUUUCUUUCAAAUUAUUCUGAUCCUUUCCACGAAUCUCGAGAUAACUGUCUAAUAAUCCAAAAUACUGGAAUUCCUCAGGACAAAUUCACCACUUUGCUCUAGAAUUAAAUGAAUUGUUUAACAUGGAAAAGUAAUCAAGUGAUAGCGUCAAGGACGUUGAGACAAUUGCCGUCUCGAAGUCACCGAGAAUCGUCCGGUAUUGAAAAGUGAAGAACGAUUACUCGGUGGAAAAGGGUUUUUCGGCGAAUUGGAGCAAGGGAUAAAGUGGAGUUGUGGGUGAGGAGGAAAUUGAGCCCAGAUGAACGGGACGUGGAUUGCCCGUCGUUAUCAUCAUCCAUUCUGCCGUGGUGGGGAUCACCCAGUGAGGACCAAGAUCACUUCAAUUUAUCGAUCACGGAAGCCUCAGAUCCAGGCACUUGGAAACACCCUCCACUGAAUGUAUUACCUCCUUGACGCAUUUACAUGGAUUAAGUUGCCUAGACAUAUGGUGAAAUUCUCGUGAUAGAAGCUCCACUCUGUUGCAUCGACUAACCCCGAAGUCGACGACUGGAAAAGCCAAUUGGGGUAUGACGAAAUAUUCGUUGAUGGUAGUCUACUGUCUAUGUGCCCUCAUCGAUAUGGCGUCCCUUCACUUUUCCGAGAAAAUAUGCGAACCGGUACUUUCAACAGAGGUCGAAGGGUGGCAUAUUAAAGUCGAUAGCCUAUCGUCUCGCACGAUUCGACUAUCCGCAACAAAACGCGGAUACCGAUUUUUUCCCAAGAUUGAAAGGGGAUUGGAGGUUGAGGAGUACGGCAGGAAAGAGUCAUCAUUAUCAUUAAGGGACAUUUUACCAUUCAAUCCAAAGGCCUAUGAUAAGCACAGGCCUCCGAAAUUCGCUGGACAACCGACUGUUGUUUACUUCCAUGUCACUGUGCUCAGUAUCGACUCUAUAAACGAAGAAUCAAUGACUUACGUAGCCGACAUAUUCCUGGCUCAAAGCUGGCGUGACUCGAGGCUAAGAUUGCCGGAAAAUAUGUCCGAAGAGUACAGAAUACUCGACGUCGAUUGGCUGCACAACAUAUGGAGGCCGGACUGUUUCUUCAAGAACGCCAAGAAGGUCACCUUUCACGAGAUGUCCAUUCCAAAUCACUAUCUCUGGCUCUAUCACGAUAAGACUUUACUCUAUAUGUCCAAACUCACCCUCGUUUUAUCCUGCGCCAUGAAGUUCGAGUCUUACCCACAUGAUACGCAGAACUGUUCCAUGAUGAUCGAGAGCCUUUCUCACACGACUCAAGACCUCGUCUUCAUCUGGAACAUGACAGACCCCCUCGUGGUGAAUCCCGAGAUCGAGUUACCCCAGCUCGACAUAUCCAAUAACUACACGACAGACUGCACAAUCGAGUACUCAACUGGCAAUUUUACGUGCAUACAAAUUGUCUUCAAUCUCAGACGUAGACUCGGCUAUCAUCUCUUCCACACGUACAUACCAUCAGCCCUAAUCGUCGUCAUGUCGUGGAUUGCAUUUUGGAUAAAACCAGAAGCGAUUCCUGCACGUGUCACCCUCGGUGUUACAUCAUUAUUGACACUUGCCACUCAGAACACACAAUCCCAACAAUCUCUGCCACCAGUAUCGUAUGUCAAAGCAAUCGACGUUUGGAUGUCAUCGUGCAGUGUAUUUGUCUUCCUCUCACUAAUGGAAUUUGCUGUGGUCAAUAAUUACAUGGGUCCAGUAGCAACUAAAGCAAUGAAGGGGUACUCGGACGAGGACAUCAGAGAGUCCAUUGACGAAUUUAAGACACCGAUGAGACCGGAAUCACGAAAUAGAAGUCCAAUGCGACCACUCACUGUGCAAUACGAUACCUGCUGUCAGGGCCGAGCAACGGCAAUCUACAUCGACAAACUCUCAAGAUUCCUCUUUCCCUUUUCCUUCUUUAUUCUCAACAUCGUUUAUUGGAGCACUUUUCUCUAAUAUUUUUCAAGAUCCACUUGUCACUAAAGUGAAAUUAUCAACGUCGACAUUUUAAAUGAAACAUUAUUCUGAUUAUAAGGGAAAUGAGUUUUAAGCAUUUCUGUGCAUUCACCUGUUAAUUUUACGAGUUAUUAAAAAAUAGUCAUUGUGAAUGGAAUAUUAUAAAUUUAUCCUUACCUUGUGCUUGAUGUUUAGUAAAUAGUCAUAUCACUUAUGCAAUUUUUUUAACCAUAGAAUUGAAUUCAGCGUAAAUCUAUUUUGUAGAAAUUAUCGUUAGCUGCAAACGAGAUGUCUGAACUACUUUUUCCACUUUACAUUGGACUGAAGAGCAUUUACGUUAACAAUAAUAUUCGCUAUUCUUAAAAUUUUGCAGGGUUAUAAAGGAGUUCCUUUAAUUAUUUAUUCAUGCUUGGUUUAUGUUUGAAUCUCCUGUGGAUUUCAUUUUUAUCUUCACUUGAAUAAACAAAUGAAUAAAGUAAUGAUUGCUGAGUC